Molecule: messenger RNA, 2896 nt
Organism: Suricata suricatta (meerkat)
Lineage: Eukaryota; Metazoa; Chordata; Mammalia; Carnivora; Herpestidae
Gene: CHURC1
Product: churchill domain containing 1
Exons: 4
Biological process (GO): fibroblast growth factor receptor signaling pathway; multicellular organism development; positive regulation of DNA-templated transcription
Molecular function (GO): zinc ion binding
Source: RefSeq, a predicted model, not a curated record
CCCUCACAACAGCGGCUAAGGGGGCGGAGACUUCGAGCAGAUUCGCGAAAGCAAAUACUCCAAGGUCGCGUACUUGGGGCGCAUGCGGCAACCUUCCCUUUGCUCUCGCGACGCUUCGUCUUCCCGGAAGCACUAGCGGACGGUCCUGGUGAACGGCGUCGGGAUGUGUGGGGGCUGUGUGGAGAAGGAGUAUCCCAACCGGGGUAACAUCUGCCUGGAGAAUGGAUCUUUCUUGCUGAACUUUACAGGCUGUGCAGUGUGCAAUAAGCGGGAUUUUAUGCUGAUCACAAACAAAUCUUUGAAAGAGGAAGAUGGAGAAGAAAUAGUUACCUAUGAUCAUCUGUGUAAGAAUUGUCAUCACGUAGUAGCCAGGCAUGAGUACACAUUCAGUAUCAUGGAUGAAUUUCAGGAGUAUACCAUGCUGUGUCUGCUAUGUGGCAAAGCAGAAGAUACUGUCAGUAUUCUCCCUGAUGACCCUCGGCAGAUGACUCUGUUAUUCUGAGGAUCCCUACAAUUCUGUAGGAACUGUGUUGUGGUGGUUUACAAUGCAGCACUGGUUUGCCUUACUUAGUUUAUGAUGGAAAUUAUUUGCAUUUUUUUCUACUUAGACUUAACUAUCGUUUGAAAGAAGAAGUAACUUAGGGGAUUAUGCUGAGCUCCUCUGCUAAAGUUCCCAGUUCACAUCAGAAUGAAGCCAGAAUGAAGAAUCUGUGUUAGAAGCUUUGUGGCUGGAAGGUGUAACUGGAAUGGGAGCAUUCCUAAUGCCCACCUCUUCAGGGCUCCUGGGAAAAAUGACUGAUUCUAGGACUGGGCCAGUAAAUAUACAAGACAAGCUUGGAGACAUUUUGUGCCACAAAGAAAGUGCUCAAAAAAACCCUCAUAAAACACAAUCAUUGAGAGUAUGUCAAAGAGACAAAAGAGCCAACACAAGGAGCUCCCUGUGACCAAAGUUGGAACAGUUUGAACAACAAAAUAAAGUAGUAUUGAGUUACAACCCAAACUAUAAAUAUCUAUGAGUCGUUACUGAUAUAAAUGAUUAAAUAACUAACUACAUAAAUUGGAAGAAUAGACAAAUCGCCCAUGCAGAAGAAUUUCAAAUAAUGUAUGUAGAUAGUCCUCAUUCCUUAAGUGUGGAUUAUACGUAGCAACUCCCUACUGUAAAGUAGAAUAGGUUAGAGUAGACUAGAGUAGAGCAUGCAAAAGGAGAAAAGUAACUUUACAGUUGAAGAACCUGACAAACCUAGCUCAGCCAAGUGACCGAGAUCACAUCCUCAGUGAUCAUCCUAUGGAUAAUAGCAUGUGCCCUUGAUAUGAUGUGAUGGGAGGGCACUUUGCCUUUGUGGUCUUCUUCCCUUAAACCCCUAGCCCCAGUCUAUUCAUGGGAAAAACAUCAGAGAUGUCCCACUUGAGAGCCAGUCUACAAAAUGUCUGACCUCUACUCCUCAAAAUUGUAAAGGCCAUUAAAGACAAGUCUGGGAAACUCUCACUAAAGAGACAUGACCACUAAAUGUAAUGAGGUAUCCUGGAUGGGAUCCUGGGAUAGAAGAAGGGCAUUUGGUUAAAACUAGCAAAAUCUGAAUAAAGUGUACACUUUAAUUAACAUAAGUAAAUAGAAUGAUUUCGGCUGCUCCAAAGAGAUUUUAGAAUAUCUCACCUUGUGUAGUUGAAAGAACACCGGCUUGGGUGUUGUAAGCCCUGUAAUUUAGGUCUCUCUGCCAUUUGGUAACAGUAUAACCAUUAAACAAAGUGUUACUUUGGUCUUUAUUGCUCCAUUUCUAUUAGAUCGGACUAGUAACAAUUGAUAUUUUACUUCCUUCACAGUGUUGUUAGAAGAUCAAAUGAAUAAUGAAUAUAAAACACUUUGGAAAGCAUAUAAAGUACUAGAUGCAAUGAGAUUGCUUUGGUUGGUUCUUCUCAUUCUGAGACCAAAACUUAAAGGGACAGGCAUUAGAAACCAAAUAAUUUCCUCUUCAUAAGGGUCAGGCAUUAGAAACAAAAUAGUUUCCUCUUCAUAUCCAAGAAAUUUGGAAAUUCUGGUCUAAAGCUUUGCUAAAGUGAAGUGAGCAAGGUAAGCAAGGUGUUCAUUGUUGAUGAACUAAAGUGAGCAUGGUGUUCAUUGCUGAUACCUGAGAAGUUUUGUUGUAUAACAGGAAUGCUAACGCUGAUGUUUAUUGAGCACAUAUUAUGUGCCAGCGUCUUUUUAAACACUUAAUUCAUCCUCAUUAACAAUUCCAUGAUGUAGGUACUAUUACUACCCCAACUUUAGAGCCAAAGAAACUGAAGCACAAGGAAGUUAAAGGCACUUAAGGUAACACAGCUAGUACAGUGACUCCCUCUCCACACUACUAUUCAGUACACAGGAAGUAUAAGGGUCUGGCGAGGUUAGAAGAAGUUGGGACUGUCAGUGACAGCACUCAGGAAUCCAGGCACACCAGACCAAGAUUUGUUUUUCAGAAAAGUUAAGUCAUCUGCUCCUUACGGAUCAGUUGUGUUAUUCCUGGAAAAUGUUUUCCACUUUUCUGCAAAUCUAUAUCUGACCUGCUGAGGAAAUCGUUUGGUGAAAUGGAUCCAGAAAGCAGAGAAAAUGCUUCAUUACUUUAAAUAGCAGCACUAAGCCCAUUAUAGCCUCUGAAUUGUCCCUUCUUGGAGUUUGCUAAUGCUUCCAACUUAAUCAUUUGGAGUUCAAGGGUACAGUUUUAUAAGCCUCUACUGAUAUCUUUGUCUAUUACAGACUGUAUAAUUAUCUAUCUAUUUUGGACUAUAUGUUACAAAAUUUUAAACUUAAGAUCCUAUCCACAUAUGUCAUUAUUAAACCAACUUUGUGCUGUGUUUUGUGAUACUUUAUCUUCUAGAGUUCUUCUAUGGGUCUAAUCAAAUAAAGGCCUCUUCAACCCAA